CUCGCCAUGGUGCGCCCCGACCUCAACCGCCUCCGCCUCGGCAAGCUUGGCUCCAAGAGAAUCUCCUUGCGGCUACGCGCUGCAGCCCAGCUCGCGCCAGCUGAUCUCCUAGUCUCGGUGGACUAUGACUGCUACGACCGCGGCCUAAUCGAGAUGCCAGUAUUCAAACGCGCCACCUCGAUCACUCUGUUCAUCGACAGGUUCGACAUUAGCCUACCUCCCGCUGGCAACUUCGACAAGCUCGAGCACUUUGUACUCAGAGGUUACUGCUCCGUCAACCACAGUGUCUUCCUUUCCCGUUGCCCGCGACUGCGCGAGCUCGAGAUAAUUAGUCCCGUGCAGAACAAGGAAUGCUCAUCAGAGAAUUGUUACUGCGAUCAAGCUGGCUGCUGGAGAAAUGGACAGAUCUCCUUGCCAAACCUUGAAGUGGUAGAAUUUGUAAUCUUCAGGGCUGCUGAUAAUGAAGUCGAUUUUCUGAAGUUUAUAUUCAGGUCGGCGCCAAGGCUAAAGAGAGUGACCAUUAAACAGUGUAAUGAGGUGUCACCAAGUGACAGAGGGUACCAGGAGUUCUGCAGCAUCCUUGAGGCAAAUGCUUCCAUCAAAUGCAUCUGGGUGUAACGAAUGUGUGUCAUCUUUAGGCUUAGCCUGAUCGAAACCUCAAGUUAUGCAUUGUUGUUAAACUCUUUUUCCUAUGUUAUGCUUAAGAAUAUAACCGUUUACAUGAU
Panicum virgatum (switchgrass) is the source of this 725-nucleotide messenger RNA. RefSeq lists its product as uncharacterized. The transcript is spliced from 2 exons. NCBI's taxonomy places the organism in Eukaryota, Viridiplantae, Streptophyta, Magnoliopsida, Poales, Poaceae. The coding region runs from base 7 to 618 and encodes 203 amino acids. The record is from RefSeq and is a predicted model, not a curated record.